Molecule: messenger RNA, 1565 nt
Organism: Lacerta agilis (Sand lizard)
Lineage: Eukaryota; Metazoa; Chordata; Lepidosauria; Squamata; Lacertidae
Gene: FGF1
Product: fibroblast growth factor 1
Exons: 4
Coding region: 488-955 (155 amino acids)
Biological process (GO): cell differentiation; positive regulation of gene expression; positive regulation of cell population proliferation
Cellular component (GO): cytoplasm
Molecular function (GO): fibroblast growth factor receptor binding; growth factor activity
Source: RefSeq, a predicted model, not a curated record
ACCGGUCCUGCUGUCUGUCAGACGAUUGUCUCGGGUUUCCUCCACCCUCCCUCCUCUCCUGCCAGUGUCAACUUGUGGCUUUAGAUUUAAGGGGUUUGUCUGACACCGCUCCAUCAAACAAGGUCUCUGAGGCAGCUGGAGAGAGCCGGACAGCAGCCAGCACUGAACAGGCAGAGCUUUUCCUCCUCUCUGGUAGAAGCACCCUGUUCUGGACGCAGUUUUUGGAAGCCUUGCAAUGACCUGAUCUGCAUGCUGUGACCUGUCACUUCUGUUCUCUGCAGUCACUGAAGGAAGAGGGGGAAAGCUAUACAACACCCAAGAGAAACUGUACAGGAAUCCUGUGGGAGAGGGAAACCUGCAGGCAUACUGGGCUGGCACACCUCCCUCCCUGUUGUCCAGAUUGCUACAGGCAAGGACUCUGCUUCCUGGCAAAAGCCCCCACAGCCGUCAGCAGGACUGAAACCCAGACACCUAGACUGUGCAAGAAAUGGCUGAAGGGGAAAUCACGACAUUCACAGCUUUGACGGAGAAGUUUGACCUCCCAAUGGGGAAUUACAAGAAGCCCAAACUCCUUUACUGCAGCAACGGAGGCCAUUUCUUGAGGAUACUUCCUGAUGGCAAAGUGGAUGGUACAAUGGAUCGAAAUGACCAACACAUUCAACUGCUUCUAAGUGCAGAAAAUUUGGGUGAGGUGUACAUAAAGAGCACAGAGUCUGGGCACUACUUGGCCAUGGAUGCCAAUGGCCGUUUAUAUGGCUCGCACGUGCCAACGGAAGAGUGUUUGUUCCUGGAGAGAAUGGAAGAAAACCAUUACAAUACCUACACAUCAAAGAUGCACGCAGAUAAAAACUGGUUUGUCGGCCUGAAGAAGAAUGGGAAAAGCAAACUGGGACCGCGGACUCAUUAUGGCCAAAAGGCAAUCCUCUUCCUUCCCCUGCCAGUUUCACCUGACUAGAUAGUCUCCCCACGUAGCAAAAUAUGUUCCUUAGAACGAAGCAGCCAGUAGACUUUUCCCUUUCCUUUCCUUCGAUUCUCCCUCCUGCUGGGGAACAUGAAAAAGAUGUGGGAGAUGAAAAAAGUGCAAAGCAAUUCCAUAAAACGUGCAUGUAUACAAGCAGAGUGCACAGGCAUCUCAGAUGCACUGCCUCGAAGACGAACCAGGUCACUUAAUAGUCAUACAACAGAACGUACCUUGGUGUUCAGCUUCUACAGUCAUAUAUGUAGCAAAGCUCCCCUUUUCCUGAAACCCGCAUUUAAACAAUAUGAUCUAACUUCCAGACAGCUUUUUCAUAAUCCUUGUGUAUCACAUGGAAUCAUAACCAACAAUGCUGAAGCUAUCCUAUUAUUUAAAACAAAUUUAACUAUGUGCUUAUAGGACCAGGAUCCUUGCUUCUUAAAAAGUAACAUUGCUCUGGUUCUUGGUAAUAUUUCUGUAAUAUAUAUUUAUUUAUUAAUAAGACUGUAUACAAUCUAUGUUGUUAGGCCAUUUUAACUGUAGACAAUCAAUAUUGUGUAUAUUACAUAAGACCGGUGCUUUUUUUCUGGGGAGAUACAGGGGUAUGCAU